Molecule: messenger RNA, 3325 nt
Organism: Ornithorhynchus anatinus (platypus)
Lineage: Eukaryota; Metazoa; Chordata; Mammalia; Monotremata; Ornithorhynchidae
Gene: CCDC9B
Product: coiled-coil domain containing 9B
Exons: 11
Coding region: 158-1615 (485 amino acids)
Source: RefSeq, a predicted model, not a curated record
CAGAGCGACGGGGCCUGCAGGCCGACCGGCCGAGGAGAGAGGCCGCUGAGGAGAGGCCGGCGGAGGUCCCGGUUCCUGUCCGACCCCGGCUCUCUGGGGCUCCCGGUGGAUCCGGGCCCAGUCCGUCUCUACCGGCGUCACCGGCCCAGCCACCGCCAUGCUCCCGGCUCGGCAGGGGGCUGGGGCUGGAGAUCCCCUGCUGCGCCAGAAAGAGCAAAAGGAUGAGGAGCUGGACCGGAGGAUCCUGGCCCUCCGCAGGAAGAACCAGGCCCUGCUGCGCAGGUACCAGGAGAUCGAAGACGACCGGCAGCGGGCGGAGCGGGGAGGCAUGGCUGUGACGGCCCCUCGGACAGCCCGGAUGGACGGUCUCACCAUCACCAUCACCAAAGGACCCCGCGAGAAGCGAGUGGUGCGUGAAAAAUGGGUAAGCAGCUGCCCCAGCAGCCCGGGCCCGGAAGUGGACAGCGAGGAGGAGGAGGAGGAGGAAGAGGAAGAGGAGGGCGAUGAGGAGGAGGAGGAUGGAGAGGAGGAAGAUCACACCUUCACCCUCCAGCUGGGGAGGCGGGUCCAGUUAGCGGUCACAAUGGACAACAAAGCCACGGGCAAGAGGGUGGUGAGUGCGAAGCCGCGGAGGGCCAGGAGCUGCAGCCGGGGUCGCCCCCUGCAGCUCGCCAUCACUAUGGAGCCUGAGCAGAAGGCGAUGGGGCCGGGGUCCCGGGAAGAGGGGCAGGAGUAUGCCCGCUGGAAGCAAGAACGGGAGCAGAUCGACUUGGCCCGCGUGGCGCGGCACCGCAACGCCCAGGGGGAGUGGCGCCGACCUUGGGACCUGGACAAGUCCGAGGAGAUGUUCCAGGGAUCCAACGAGACCAGGGAAGCAGGCCCGCGGAAGGGGGGCAGCAGGAAGGGACCCCGGAGCUGCCGUCCAUUCCGGCCCCAACCAGAACCUUCUGAUGGGAGAGGUGGCAGCACCCAAAGUGGACGCCCAGGACCCUCCAAAGCGAUGCCAGCCACCAGGAAGAGCAAAGCCCGAGGAAAAGACAGGCUGACCGGCCGGGCCCGCAGGUGGGAUGUGAAAGAGGGAGACGAUGAUCAGACCCACCCCAAGGAGGAGCUGGAGUGCCAGGGACCUCCAAGUGGCAGGAAACCCCCGAGCCAGGAGGAGGAGGAAGAGGAGGUGUGGACGCAGGGCAAGGCAGAGCGUGGCGAGCUGCAGGGAGCCCAUAAGGGGCAUCGCUGGGAAGCAGGGGGCAUCCUCCGCUCAGGUGCCCACCUGCCUGGCUCCCCCCAGAAGAAGGCUGAAUCCCCCGUGAGGGACCCCAUCUCUUCACAAGGGACUAGUAACCCCUUAAGUAGGAGCAGCGGGUCCACCUCACAGCCUGGCACCAAGGAGAUGGCUCCCUCCCCUUAUCCCAGUGACCUAGAAGGGGGCAGAAAGCUCAAUAGCAACGUGGCCGAGCAGUGCCCCUGUGCCAGCCCGGUGCAGUCCCAGAAGGUGGCGGGAUGCAGGGAUCCAAGGGAGGAUGGCGUGGCCCAGGCCGGUGCCAGGGGGCAGCCUGGCACGGAUGAGCGGCUUCUGCAGAACUGGCCAGAGGGAAGAAGCGGGGUGCGGGACUGAGAAAGAGGAAGGUGAGUAGGGCUGGUGCUGGGCCCAGAGGCCAGGGAAGGGAAGAGGGGAGUGCCAUUGCCUGACUCUGGUCCCGGUGCCAGGCUGGCAAGUGGUUGAGAAACUCCCUUGGCAACGAGUCAUUCGUUCUCUGGGGAUGUGGGGGCCUGCUUUCCUGGGAACUUGUAUGUGUAGGCCUCUCAGCUGCUGCCAUGCCUGCUAUCCUCGGGGCAUCCCCGGCCUGGCCUCGCCUAGGCCGGGAGCUUUUCCCUCGGGGACAUAGAGGUGGGAGCAGCCCAAUUUGUCUAAGGCCAAAUAUGCCAGUUAUGCCCACUUGCCCACCAUCCUGUGGGGUCCCGGAACAUUUCUUUUGAUCUCUUUGCCAAUGUGUAGUGGGCUUAUAUCUGGACGCCACCUCCCCACUCCCCGCUUCUACUACCCAGGGUCGCUCAGACUACAGUCCCCUCUUAGUGCUCUGUUGACUGGGAAGGGAGGCGUUGGGGAUUCGGAAGACCCUGCCACUAAGGUUGUAACCCAAGGGACAGUUGACUAGCAGGGAGCGGUGCCCAGGGGGAGGGGCAGGAGUGCAGAAGAUUGGCAGAACAAUUGGAUUUGAAUGGGCAUCUCAGCUGCAGGCCUGGGUUGACCAGAUGGUUUCUGCUUCUGCCUUUCAGAGAGAAGAGGGCAAAGGAGGUGGGCAUUUCUCUGGGCACCCCCCCGUGAGGGUAUUUCCCUUCAGUAUUUGGUUCCAUCCUUCACUCCCUCAAGUCCUCUUCCCCCUUAUUCGUCACCCAUUCCUUCACACCCCUUUUCCUUCCUGGCCGCUGUCCUCAGUCUCUGACUCUGCUCCAGGGUGCCAGGCCUUUAAGGGUCCAUUCCAGGGCAGACCCUCCUCCUCUUGGAUGUUGCUCCACUGCUUGCCAUGGGGACUUAGACCCCCAGGGGAAAUUGUCUCUCUGCUUCCCUGCUUCCUCUGGUCAGGUUGUCUGUCUGUCGGUCAGCCGGCCCCAACUUCCGAACUUAUGCCUGGCGGGCGGGGGAGGGAAUAGUCUGGGUUGGGUGGGAUGAGGUCCUGCUAGGGGUCGGGGAGGGGAAGGAAGUUUCAAGGCACAGGGUCAUGUGGGGUAGAGGGGAGAGGAAGAAAGUAGGGGAGGAGGAGGAGAAGGAGGAGGAGAAUGGCUACUCAUGAGGUAGGCAUGAGGUGGGCAGGGCAUGAGGUGGGCAGGGCAGAGGCCACCUGGCAAUAGUGGGAUGGGAGGACCAUGGGGGGUUUCUGCAGUGAGAGCGGGGAACUCGAAGAGAAACUCCCAGGACAAGAGUCAUCCUGGGAUAGGGGUGCUGGGAUCCCAGAUUCCCACAAGGAGGGCUCCGAGGGUGAAGGGCCCAGAACUUACCCAUCACUGAAAGGAGAGUUGGGGGAGAAUCCUGAAGGGGGCCAAGUGGAACUGUGGGCUAGACCCUCCUCGCCUCCCCUCCCCCUCAUGCCCCUACCAGCUUGGGAGGGCUCUGUGUGGGCAGAAGGGCAGAAACAGCUGUGGGGAGACAGCCACUCUUUCCCUGCGGGCAGCAAGCCAUGGGUCUGCUUGGCCUGGGGAUUGGCAGGAUUGGCAUUGUUCUCCAGAAGGGGCCUGAAGAGGCUUUGUCCAGGGGCGGAGCAGAAGGCAUCUUGGUUAGAGAAAUACUGUACCGUGAAACCAAAAUAAAUUUCCUGUGGUUUCCUGA